Molecule: messenger RNA, 800 nt
Organism: Dothidotthia symphoricarpi CBS 119687
Lineage: Eukaryota; Fungi; Ascomycota; Dothideomycetes; Pleosporales; Dothidotthiaceae
Product: putative proline oxidase Put1
Exons: 1
Coding region: 8-757 (249 amino acids)
Cellular component (GO): mitochondrion
Molecular function (GO): proline dehydrogenase activity; FAD binding
Source: RefSeq, a predicted model, not a curated record
UCAGCAAAUGAUCAAUGCCUUGGACGAUAUCGUAGCCAAGUGCAAGGAACGACACAUCCAAAUCAUCGUCGACGCCGAAUCUCAGGACUUCCAAAAGGGUAUUGCCCGUGUUGCACUUGAACUUAUGCGCAAGUUCAAUCGUGAUGGGAGAGUCGUCCUCUACAACACGUACCAAGUGUAUCUCAAAGCUACACCGGAAGUCGUGGCUAGACAUCUUGCUGAGGCGGAGAAAGAUGGUUUCACACUCGGCUUGAAGCUCGUGAGAGGAGCGUACAUCGCAUCAGAAGACAGGUCUUUGAUCCACGAUACAAAGCAAGAUACGGAUGAUGCAUACAACAGCAUUGCACAAGGAGCUUUGCGUCAGCACAUUGGGAGAUUUGGUGGGGAUGGAGCUGACGCUCGCCCAUUUCCGUCAGUGAACCUCUUCCUUGCAAGUCACAACAGGGACAGCGUAAUAUCAGCACAGAGAUUGCAUCGACAAAGGACAGAGGCAGGUCUACCCACUGUUCCAGUCGCAUUCGGGCAGCUGCAUGGUAUGUCUGAUGAAGUCAGCUUCUCGUUACUACAGGAGAAGGGCAGUGAUGGUAACCCUCCGGAUGUCUUCAAGUGCUCGACAUGGGGAAGCAUAGGAGAAUGCGUAGGUUACUUGAUGAGGCGGGCGAUAGAGAACAGAGACGCCGUAUUGAGGACAAACGAUGAAUUCAUUUCGUUGAAGAAAGAAGCGGCCAGGCGUUUGAGGUCAGUAUUUAGGGCAUGACGUCUUGAGUAAGGUCGGCGUGUAUAACCAAUGCAUGGCGGAU